AUGAGCGUAUCGUACCAGAACGGGGCGCAGCAAGGGAUGCCUAUACCGAAGAUAUACGGAGCACCGAUGGAGAAGUACUUGUCCAGUUCCCCGAUUGAUUUGCCAACGCCGCCUGACGAUGGCGGCCUGUUGGACGCACAUCGUGGCCACCGCCACACGUCGAUUCGCGACAAUGGCGCAAUGUUUUAUUCACACACAGGCCGCAUUGCAAAAGAGAGCAACCGUGCAUCUACGCCACGCACGCUCCUGCACCGCGCGCCGUUUUCAGACUUGAGCCGCGGCACAGCACCGUUCCAGUACUCCGGCUUCCGUCCCUUUGGUUUCUCGCACUUUCAGAUGUCUGCAGAACGCCAUCCAAUUAUGAACGACGAGCCUGUGGAAGACACGGAAAUCACUCUCGACGACGUGUUUGCACAGGGCGAGCAGCUUGGCACACGAGCGGCUUCCGUGGAAGCCGACGUGCUUGACAAUCCCUACACGUCUCCUGCGCUGGGCCCCCAAAUGCAGGAUGGCGACGAAGUAAUUCCUCCUCUUGAGCCCAGCUACAGCUCUUCCUCGCGCACCGCCGUAUCCGUGCCGCGCAGCUAUCCGCACACGAGCUUUGAGCACCCAGACUUGUCUACGAGCAACCCCGAUGCGUAUGCGCGACAAGCGCCAGGAUCGCUGAGCUCCUCGGCAGGGAGCCACCGCACAGGCCACAGUGUCGGCCCUGCACAGCGCCGUGCCUCGCUCCGCCAGCCAAUAGACACGAUGACGCCCAUGCCUGGCACAAGCGCUGUACGCCGGUCGCCGUACAACGUGCCGAACAGAUCCGCCGUUUCCUUCUCCGCGCUGAGCAUGACGCCUUCGAAUGGCGCCUCGCGUCGCUUUUUAAUGCAUGGCCGCAGCGCCAUCUCACGCCGCCCCAGCUCUUUCACGUUUUUGCAAAGCAGUAGCGCGCCUUCCCACCACUCGUUCGCGACGUUUGCCGCAGACGAGACUGACGACGACGACGCCACCGAGGAUGAAGGCGAGGCCAUGUACCCGCGCCGUACUGCUGCGCGAUAUUCGCGCUCUCCGUCGCCCACCAUAGACAGCGAUUGGUCUGCGCACGACGGCGAAUACGAUGCGUAUGUGCGCUUGCGGCAUGCGCCGCGCGAUCCGUACGGCUAUGCGCGCGGCAUGCCGCUCAAUUCUCCCUACACGGUUGACCGCAAUAUACAAUCUCGGCGCACGCAAGCAUGGCCAGGAACGUAUCCAAGCUCUUUGCCCUCACGAAUGGACCGGCACGGCUCGCGGAGCUUUUCUACUCUUACUGAAGCACACGACGAUGCAUAUCCCCGCGCGCAGGUGCACAUGGCAGCAGCCGCGCUGGACCGAUUGUCCAUGGUGGGGCCGCCGUCUGUAGAAGCCGACGCAAAAGCCUGGCACCACGCCGAGCCCAUUCGCCAUGUGGCCGAAAACGACGAAGUGACUGCGAUUCGCGAUCGACUGGGCGGUGCGGCAAACUGCUCUGCAUUUAUAUCUAAACUGUGGCACCUAAUGAUUAAUCCGGAACUGUACGGCAAAUACAUCCAUUGGAACGAAGCCGGCGAUACAAUCAUCCUGAACAACGAUCCCGAGAUUGCAAAUGAAUUUGCCGCAGAAGUGCUUCCGAAGCUGUUCAAGCACGGGAAUAACGCAAGUUUUGUGCGCCAGCUCAAUCUAUAUGGCUUCCAGCGUGUGAGCUCUUCGCGACUGCUGAAUUCGACCGAAAUGCAAGCGCUAGCACAGCGCGGUUCGCACGAAAAGUGGGAUGAGGCGAACGGCGCGAAUGGGUGUAAUACGGCCAUGGAGCUCUACGGCACACACUCUAGCUUUACACACCCCCGGUUCCGUUGCGGACACGAAGAAUGGCUCGCGCAGAUGAAGCCGCGGUCGAGCAAGAAGCCGAAGAAACCCCACCAGGAUGCGAGCAUGAAGAGCCCAGUGUAG
Molecule: messenger RNA, 1953 nt
Organism: Malassezia vespertilionis
Lineage: Eukaryota; Fungi; Basidiomycota; Malasseziomycetes; Malasseziales; Malasseziaceae
Exons: 1
Coding region: 1-1953 (650 amino acids)
Biological process (GO): regulation of DNA-templated transcription
Molecular function (GO): sequence-specific DNA binding; DNA-binding transcription factor activity
Source: RefSeq, a predicted model, not a curated record